Molecule: messenger RNA, 288 nt
Organism: Beauveria bassiana ARSEF 2860
Lineage: Eukaryota; Fungi; Ascomycota; Sordariomycetes; Hypocreales; Cordycipitaceae
Exons: 2
Coding region: 1-288 (95 amino acids)
Source: RefSeq, a predicted model, not a curated record
AUGCUGCGUGACCAUCUGGCGAGGGUCUUGCUCCAAGCCACUGCCCACACCACUCACACCACUCAGCUUGCCGACCCUAGCGUGCCUAGCUGCCUAGAGGCUGCAGGUGCCAUGUCUCAACGUUUCGACGACUCCCCUGUGUGGCUGCCAAUCGUCAACCUUGCUCCCUUCUGGGCCACACGGCGCCUUCUCGCACACGUCUCACACCGUGGACCCUCGCACACCUUGUACUCCUUUGUCUACCUCGUACCCCUCACGAACCCGCUCCAGCACCUUGGCCCUGACUGA